UGCAGAAGGUCGGAAGGACAACAAAAUGGCGGCUGCUUCGUCAAGUUUGGGGACACAGUUCCAAGAAGAACUGACCUGCAGCAUCUGCCUGGAGCUGUUCACCAGGCCCAAGGUGCUGCCCUGUCAGCACACCUUCUGUCAGGACUGUCUACAGGACCUUGCAGGGAGGGGAGGGACCUUUCAGUGCCCAAACUGUCGUCAGCAGGUCAGGCUGCCACCCCAAGGGGUCACAGGUUUACCAGACAAUCUCAUGGCGGCAAAUAUGUGUGAGAUACUCCAACAGCAGACUUUGCUGUCAGGUCCAGCAGCAAGGGGCACAGGUCAUCACCAUGGUAACCACAGGGAAAGAGAGCAGCAUUCUCAGAGGGUGACAUUUGGUGGAAAGAGAUCAGGAACAGGACAGUUUGGUCGUCACUCAGCCCCUGCACCUGCACCUGCACCAAUCCCAGCAGAACUGGCAUCUACUACUAAUGUAGCAAGGGGCAGGGGUCAUCACCAUGGUAACCAAUGGCAAGGGGAGCCUCAGUCUCAAUAUCAGAGGACAACAUUUGGUACACAGGGAUUUGGAUUUGGACAGUUCAUGCGUCCAGUUGGUGUGACAGUGACAGAAAAAGGGGAGAUCUUUGUAGCAGACAGGGAUAACCAGAGAAUCCAAGUCUUCACCCUGCAGGGAACAUUUGUGAGACAGUUCCCAACAGUCGUGUCAGGUGAAAAGAAGAUGAGACCACAUGAUGUGGCCAUGGACGGGGAGGGGAACCUGUGGGUGGUGGGGUGGAGUGUGUCCUCUGACCUUGCAAUGAAGUACAACAAACAGGGUCGGGUGCUGGGGAAGUUUGACCUACAGAAGACAAAUUGGUACAGAGGAGUUGCCGUGGACACCAGGAGGAACCACAUCCUCAUCACACAAUUUACCAGAGGAGACUGCUGGGACAACAGACAUGGUGAAGUUUUGGUGUUCAGGCCAAAUGGGACACUUGAGAUAACUGUGGGUCAGCAGCAGGGAAUGAAGAUCCCACAGUACAUCACUAUGGACGGGGAAGGGAAUUUUCUUGUGUCAGACUAUGAGAACCACUGUGUCUAUGUGUACAACAAGGACAAACAGUUUCUGUUCCAGUUUGGAGGUGAGGGAAGUGGUGAAGGUCAACUGAAGGGUCCCCUUGGCAUCUGUACAGACAGGGCAGGUAACAUCAUCGUGGCAGACUUGGGAAACAGGCGUGUGGAGAUGUUUGACAAGACAGGCAGAUUUCUGAAACACAUCGCUACAGACAUGGAGAGGCCAUAUGCUGUUGCCAUGGCACCAGAGGGACAGCUGGUAGUGACUGAUUUUACGGAUAACAAAGUCACCAUAUUUCCCACCUUCUGUCUGUCACAAUGUCUGGAGAACCUGGAAAGUGGGGGGACCUUAAAGUGUGCUGUCUGUCGUCAGCAGGUCAGGCUGCCACCCCAAGGGGUCACAGGUUUACCAGACAAUCUUAUGGCGGCAAAUAUGUGUGAGAUACUCCAACAGCAGACUUCGCUUCCAGCAGCAAGGGGCACAGGUCAUCACCAUGGUAACCACAGGCAACAAGAGCAUCAGUCUCAGAGGUUAAGAUUUGGUGGAAAGAGAUCAGGAACAGGACAGUUUGAUCGUCACUCGGCCCCUGCACCUGCACCUGCACCAAUCCCAGCAGCACUGGCAUCUACUACUAAUGCAGCAAGGGGGAGGGGUCAUCGCCAUGGUAACCAAUGGCAAGGGGAGCCUCAGUCUCAAUAUCACAGGACAACAAUUGGUACAUCAGGAUCUGGGCCAGGACAGUUUUAUAGUCCAUCCGGUGUUACAGUGUCAGAAGAAGGGGAGAUCUUUGUAGCAGACAGGGAUAACCAGAGAAUCCAAGUCUUCACCCUGCAGGGAACAUUUGUAAGACAGUUCCCAACAGUGGUGCCAAGACGUGAAGAGAAGAUAAAACCAGAGGAUGUGGCACUGGACGGGAAGGGGAACCUGUGGGUGGUGGGGAGGACAGAGUUUGCUCAAUUUGCUGUGCAGUACAACAAACAGGGUAGGGUGCUGAGGAAGUUUGACCUACAGGAGUCAGAGUGGUACAGAGGAGUUGCUGUGGAUACCAGGAGGAACCACAUCCUCAUCAUACAAACCACGGGACACUGGGUCAACCUGCAUGGUGAAGUUUUGGUGUACAGGCCAGAUGGGACACUUGUGAGAACUGUGGGUCAGCAGCAGGGGAUGAGGUUCCCACGGUACAUCACUGUGGGUAGGGAAGGGAACAUUCUUGUGUCAGACAGUGACAAUCACUUUGUCUAUGUGUACAACGAGGACGGUCAGUUUCUGUUCAGUUUUGGGGGUGAGGGAAGAGGUGAAGGUCAGCUGAAGGGUCCUGGUGGCAUCUGUACAGACAGGGCAGGUAACAUCAUUGUAGUAGACCUACGAAACAGGCGUGUGGAGAUGUUUGACAAGACAGGAAACUUUGGCAAACACAUCACUACUGACGUGAGGAUGCCAUGUGCUGUUGCCAUGGCACCACAGGGACAGUUUGUAGUGACUGAUGUAGAGAAGAACACAGUCUCCAUAUUUCCCACCUACUGAACCUGAGUCAGGUGAGGACAAACUUUACCAAAAACUACCUGGUCUCAUUUCACAAACUUUGGAGUCAUUUUUAAGAAACUAUGUACGUCAACAAAGUGAUAUUGUUGUAAACUCUUUUAACUAUGCAGGGAUUUAAUUUUGCGGUGGCGGAGAAAUGGAGACAGUGUUUGUGAUGGUUUUUAGUUCGCAACAGCGCCAGGAAAGCCAAACUUGCAACUAGCUGGACUUGGGACGACACACAAGAUGCGAGGUACGCUUAUCUGUCAUAGCGAUGGGAGAAGCAAUAAGAAAAAGCCCUAUACUGCAAUCUUAUACUGUACUGGGAAAAUAUUGCCCACGGUUUUGAGUUUGCAGUGAAGCAGACACGGCAAAAACAGUGAAGUUCAACAUAAAACCUCUGCAAACAUUUUUGCAUUUACAAUCAU
Branchiostoma floridae (Florida lancelet) is the source of this 3003-nucleotide messenger RNA. RefSeq lists its product as uncharacterized. The transcript has a single exon. The coding region runs from base 26 to 2578 and encodes 850 amino acids. Gene Ontology annotation, cellular component: extracellular region. The record is from RefSeq and is a predicted model, not a curated record. Gene Ontology annotation, molecular function: protein binding. Lineage: Eukaryota; Metazoa; Chordata; Leptocardii; Amphioxiformes; Branchiostomatidae.